AUGCUGGCGAGGUCCUGCCUGCGCUCCGCGCGCGCGUUCGCCGGCGCGAGAAAUGGCGCGGUGCAAAUUGCUAAGCGUCACGCGUCCUCCUCGAGCUCUGGGUCGACUGCCGAAUCGCCGCUCCGCCUCAACAUCGCUGCCGCCGCCGCUACCGCUGUCGCUGCCGGCUCUAUUGCCUGGUACUACCAUCUCUAUGGCCCUACCGCCGAUGCCAUGACUCCGGCCGAGGAAGGCCUACACCCUACCAAGUAUCCCUGGGUUCAUAACCAGUGGUUCAAGACCUUUGACCACCAAGCACUCCGGAGAGGUUUCCAGGUAUACCGCGAGGUCUGCGCCUCGUGCCACUCGCUCAGCCGUGUGCCCUACCGUGCCCUGGUCGGCACCAUCCUGACCGUCGACGAGGCCAAGGCUCUGGCUGAGGAGAACGAAUACGACACAGAGCCCAACGAGCAAGGCGAGAUCGAGAAGCGCCCCGGCAAGCUCUCCGACUACCUUCCUUCUCCCUACAAGAACGAGGAGGCUGCCCGCUUUGCCAACAAUGGUGCCCUUCCUCCGGAUCUUAGCCUGAUUGUCAAGGGCCGCCACGGCGGCUGCGACUACAUAUUCAGCCUUCUCACCGGCUAUCCCGAUGAGCCCCCGGCUGGCGCCCAAGUCGGUGCUGGUCUGAACUUCAACCCAUACUUCCCCGGUACUGGCAUUGCCAUGGCUCGUGUUCUGUAUGACGGCCUUGUCGAGUAUGAGGAUGGCACCCCGGCUACUACCUCUCAAAUGGCCAAGGACGUUACCGAGUUCCUCAACUGGGCUGCCGAGCCAGAGAUGGACGACCGCAAGCGUAUGGGUAUGAAGGUUCUGGUUGCCACGAGCAUUCUGUUCGCCCUGAGCGUCUGGGUCAAGCGGUACAAGUGGGCCUGGCUGAAGACCAGGAAGGUCGUCUACGACCCGCCCAAGAACGUCGAUAAGAAAAUCCGCUUUUAA
Molecule: messenger RNA, 975 nt
Organism: Thermochaetoides thermophila DSM 1495
Lineage: Eukaryota; Fungi; Ascomycota; Sordariomycetes; Sordariales; Chaetomiaceae
Product: putative cytochrome c protein
Exons: 4
Coding region: 1-975 (324 amino acids)
Biological process (GO): mitochondrial electron transport, ubiquinol to cytochrome c
Molecular function (GO): heme binding; electron transfer activity
Source: RefSeq, a predicted model, not a curated record